Humulus lupulus (European hop) is the source of this 927-nucleotide messenger RNA. RefSeq names its product putative disease resistance protein RGA3. Bases 1 to 927 code for a protein of 308 amino acids. NCBI's taxonomy places the organism in Eukaryota, Viridiplantae, Streptophyta, Magnoliopsida, Rosales, Cannabaceae. The record is from RefSeq and is a predicted model, not a curated record. Gene Ontology annotation, molecular function: ADP binding. The transcript has a single exon.
AUGGCUGAUGCUUUCACCUCCGCACUAGUUGAUCAGUAUGUUUCAGGUGCCCUUCUAAAGAUUGAUGAAAAUGUGGGCUUGGUCCAGAAUGUAAAGAAAGAUGUCAAAAAGCUCAAAAAGAGUCUGAAAUACAUCCAAGAUUUGUUGGUGGAAGCUAGGACAAGACAACUCGACUCUCAGUGGUUGAAACAAUGGCUAAGUGAUCUCGAAGACAUAUCGUUUGACAUGGACAACGUGUUGGAUGAGUGGAACUCUGCAAUUCUAAAGUUGGAAAUUGAGAAAUUAUAUGGAGGAGGAAAGGUUGGUGAAGAUGGUGAUGAGAGUAAUGGUCCUUUUCGAGCAAAGCAGGUAUGCUUUCCAGUGCCCUCUUCUUGGUAUUGUUUCAAACAAGUUAAUCAAGUGAUUAGGCACUGUGAUUUCGCUAAAAGAAUUAGAAAAUUGAACAAUGAGCUAGAUUCUAUUAAGAAAGAUGGCCAUGAUCAUGGCAUAGUCAUGGGAGCUAUUUUUCAACAACAAUAUAUUCCUAGUUCCAUGGUCAAAUCAAGAAUCACUACUAUUUCUAUGGUUGAAGAAAAUGAAAUACACGGUCGAGACGAUGAUAAGGAAAUUUUAGUGAAUAAGUUGUUAUCUGAUAGUACUCAAAAGGGUAAUAGAGGGCUUGAUAUAAUUCCUAUUGUAGGAAUGGGAGGACUUGGAAAACCCACUCUUGCCCAGUUAGUUUAUAAUGAUGAUAGAGUUAAGGCUCACUUUGAUAAGCGAAUUUGGGUGUGUGUCUCAGAUCCUUUUGAUCAAAAAAAAGUUGCCAAGGCAAUUGUUGAUGGCCUAGGAGGAAAUGCCCAAAAUUAUGAUGAGCUAGAGAGUUUGGUGCAAUGCAUUAGUAAUUCUAUAAAAGGAAUGAAGUUCCUUCUUGUCUUAGAUGAUCUAUAG